Nannospalax galili (Upper Galilee mountains blind mole rat) is the source of this 2647-nucleotide messenger RNA. It is a transcript of the gene Mtmr11, whose product is annotated as myotubularin related protein 11. Lineage: Eukaryota; Metazoa; Chordata; Mammalia; Rodentia; Spalacidae. The record is from RefSeq and is a predicted model, not a curated record. The coding region runs from base 263 to 2365 and encodes 700 amino acids. The transcript is spliced from 17 exons.
UUAAGGGGCUGGGCAUCCCUCCGGUCCUCUCCAGAGUCCAUUGAAGUUUCCGUGGAGCCUCCUCUGCCGGGCAGGAUACACCUCUCAAAUAAGACCCUCAAAUUGCUCCUUUUACCUCAAAUGCUCCUUUCUCUUGUGUCCUCCCCCUUCCCUUCUCUCUAACCUCUCUCCCCUCCUCCAAGAAUCAACCUCUCUCAGAGAAGUUGAGCAUAUUUGAGGUCUCCCACCCUUAACUGCUCCAUUCCCGGAUGGAGUCAGAGAAAUGUGGUGGGGGAGCCGGGGCCAGAGUUUCAACAUUUUCCCUCAGAAGGAGGAUCCAGAGAUGGGGCUCUCUGGACCAAAGUCUGUCCAGGGAAGCAGGAUGCUGGAACCCAGUAGACGUCAGCUUGGCAGUUGUCUGGCCUCUGGUUGCCUCCCAGGGGAGCAGAUCCUAGCAUGGGCCCCUGGACUGAGGAAAGGGCGGGAACCAGAAUUGCCUGGAACUCUGAUCUGCACCAAUUUUAGGGUCACCUUCCAACCUUGUGGAUGGCAGCGAAGUCAGGACACUCCCCUGAGCAGUGAAUAUGAUUUUGCCCUGGUCAACAUUGGGCGAUUAGAGGCUGUGAGUGGCUUGUCGCGUGUUCAGCUCCUCCGUCCAGGGUCCCAGCUUAAAUUCAUCCCUGAAGAGAUUCUGAUUCAUGGCCGAGACUUCCGGCUGCUCAGAGUUGGUUUUGAGGCUAGAGGGCUAGAGCCUCAGGCUUUUCAGGUAACCAUGGCCAUUGUUCAGGCGAGAGCUCAGAGUAGUGAAACCCAGCCAUCUGGAGGAAUAACCCUGAGCAAAGCUGGCAAAGCUUCUAGCUCUGGAAAACCACCUAUUCCUCUCUUGGAGACUUUAGAAGACUGGGAAACUGAGAGGAAGAAGCAGGGGGCCAGAGGCUGGAGAGUCAGCACGGUCAAUGAGAGGUUUGACGUAGCUACCAGCCUCUCUCGUUACUUCUGGGUCCCUAACCGAAUUCUGGAUAGUGAGGUCAGAAGAACAUUUGCUCACUUCCAUCAGGGCCGUGGACCGCGUUUGUCCUGGCAUCAUCCUUGGGGCAGUGACCUUCUCCGAAGUGGAGGCUUCUAUACAGCCAGUGACCCAAACAAAGAAGAUAUCAGAGCAGUGGAGUCCAUGUUGCAGGCUGGGCAUUCUGAUGUUGUUUUGGUAGAUACUACGGAUGAGAUGCCUAGUCUUGCCGAUAUCCAACUUGCCCACUUGAAACUGAGGGCCCUUUGUCUGCCUGACUCAUCUGUAGCUGAAGAUAAAUGGCUCUCAGCCUUGGAAGGAACACGAUGGUUGGAUUAUGUCAGGUCUUGUCUUCGAAAAGCCAGCGACAUCUCAGUAUUAGUGACAUCCCGGGUUCGAUCUGUAGUACUUCAAGAGCGCGGUGAUCGUGAUUUCAAUGGCCUCCUCUCUUCACUCGUCCAGCUGCUUUUGGCUCCUGAAGCCCGGACAUUAUUUGGUAUCCAAUCACUAGUGCAGAGAGAGUGGGUGGCGGCUGGACACCCCUUCCUGACCCGGCUUGGGGAAACUGGGACCAGUGAGGAGGCCCCAGUGUUUCUUCUGUUCCUCGACUGUGUCUGGCAACUCCUCCAGCAGUUUCCAGCUGAAUUUGAAUUCUCUGAGUUUUUUCUUCUUGCCCUGCAUGACAGUGUCAGGGUUCCUGACACUCUUACCUUUAUGAGAAACACUCCCUGGGAACGUGGAAAGAGGAGCGGACAGUUCAACUCCUACACACAAGUUUACACCUCUGGGUACUCCCAGCCUCCAGCUGGGAACUCUGUUAACUUACAGCUGUCUGUCUGGGACUGGGAUUUACGCUACAGCAAUGAGCAGAUGUUACAGUUCCAUAAUCCUGGCUAUGAUCCAGAACACUGCCCAAAUUCCUGGUUACCUAGACAGCAGCCAAGUUACAUGGUUCCUGGACCCCCCAGUUCUGUGUGGCUGUUCUCUAGAGGGGCCCUGACCCCCCUGAAUCAGCUCUGCCCUUGGCAAGACAGUCCCUCCCUGCUGGCAGUCCCUUCUCGUUGGCUCCCUCGACCUGCUGUCUCCUCUGAAAGCCUGGCUGACCAGGAGUGGGGGCUCCCCUCCCAUUGGGGAACUUGCCCUUUACCCCCUGGGUUACUGCUGCCUGGAUAUCUGGGACCUCAGAUUAGGCUCUGGAGACGCUGUUACCUGAGGGGAAGACCUGAAGUCCAGAUGGGCUGCUCAGCUCUUACAAUCACUGGCCUCCAGGAUGAGCUGUCUUAUCUUCAGGAGUUAUUAAGAAAAUGGACACCAAGAAUAUCUCCUGAGGAUCAAUAUAAGAAAAGAGAUACAAAUACCAUUCUCUCUCAAACCCGCUGAAAUUAACUAGCAUUUUCAAAGGCAGAAUAGAGGGGGAUCUGGGUGAGGGAGGGUUCUAGCUUUCAGUUUUUCCUAUCAGUCCUUAGUGCCUCAGCUUUCACAUUCCAGCGCUUAACAGAAGAAUUUCUGUAGCAGAUGUGGUGCUAAUCUCCUGCUUUGUUUGGCUCCUGAGGAUAUUUUUGUUUCUUGUGCUUUAAAGAAUUAAGAAACAAAACCAACUCAGAAUAUGAUUGCCUUUUUCCCCAGGCAAUUCCAUCCUUCUUGGAUAAUCAGUUUUUAAAC